CGAGAAAUGUCUCGGAUCGCAAGUUCGACCAUUCUCUGCGAGGAAAUCCUGUGAGUCUUGACAAAAUCCCCCGCGCAAACUUGCACGUCCAUUUUGUGUUUCAGUGCCUGCUUCAUCAGACCACGAGAUAUAACAUGGUGACAUCGAUCCGCCGUUCUACGUGAUUCGCCAUGGCGUCGUAUCUGAAAUGUGCAAUUCUCGGAAUUCUCCUGGCAGGGGCAGCCUCGGCGGUAUCGGUGCAGGAGAAUUACACAAUAUGCAAUUGGGCUCGUCUGAGGGCCGGGGUGAUCAGAGAUGCGCUCUAUCUCGACGGUGGUCUGCUAUGGUGGCAGACUGCGUUCGCCGAUGGCACCACACCGGUGGUGAGCAGUGAUGGGAACGUGGCAGGGGACAUGUUUCGACUCAAUUUCUCGCAGCCGUUCGACACAGCGACGACAAACAUAUCUGCGCUAUUCAAGAAGAUGCCCAAAGCUGGCGGUGCAGGUAACAACAUCGCUCCAAACUAUGUCGACGGCACAAUGUUCGCCAACAAUGACGAGUUAUAUCUUUAUGGUGGCCUUGGUCCUUUGACAGACUCCUCAACUCCUCAAGCCGCAGACACGAUCCUUGGUUAUGAAGCGUAUCAAUAUGGUCCCAAUCGAGCCGGCUGGAGUCCUGGGUUUUAUCAAGGCACUCUGCCUGAUGGCGUUACCAGAUAUAUCACGAAUGGUGCUGGCGUGUCCGUCCCGAGCGAAAAUCUAGGCUUCUACUUCAGUGGGAUGCGAUCUCCAGAUUGGGGUCCUAUCUACUAUGAAGAUUCAUCCGCCAACCAGACCGCCAAUACCUUGAUUGAGGUUGACAUGUCGGUGAUGAGGGACGAGAAAUGGACGAACACCACCCUUCCAGACAAUAUCCAGCCACGCGCGAACGCAGAGCUGGUUUGGAUUCCAGUCUCGGAGAAAGGUGUCUUGGUGGCAAUAGGUGGAGUUACCGCACCCGAAGAGAUAUGGCCGGUCGGACUAAACUCGUCUCAAACGUCGGAGAGUGAGGCGCAAAGUCCUGGAUUCAUGACGACACUGCCGGUGUACGACGUUGACGGUCAAAAGUGGUAUCUGCAGAACACCACCGGCGAUGCCCCAGGGCAAUUGACAGAGUUCUGUUCGGUGGUUGCAGCCGCCAACGACUCCUCUUCGUUCAACGUCUACAUCUACGGCGGCUAUGACGGACUCGACGCGAGCGACGAACCCUCUGACGAUGUCUGGAUCCUGUCAAUCCCAUCCUUCAAAUGGGUCAAGGCCUACAGUGGCAACAAAGCCCACGGUCGCUCUGGUCACAGGUGCGUAAUGCCCUACCCGGACCAAAUGUUCGUGAUAGGAGGGAUACAUCAAAACCAGGCCGAGUGCGUCCAAGGAGGCAUCAUCCAGAUUUUCAACUUGAACAAGCUCGAAUUCCAAAACACGUAUGACCCAAACACCUGGGACGUGUAUCAGGUACCGUCGGCGGUCAGCAAAGCCAUCGGCGGCGGUGGGGAUGGAGGUGCCACUGAAACGGCGGCAUGGUCCAACAGCGCCUUGGGUGGUUUGUUCUCACGCAAAUAUGCGGGACAGACGCCGCAACAAUACUACCCUUACCCGUCAAGUGGCACGCUCAAGCAGUCCUCCUCGAGUAGGAGCUCGGGCAUCUCCAAAGGUGUCGUGAUUGGCGUCAGCGUCGCCGUGGCCAUCAUCGCCAUCCUUCUCCUCGUCUUGAUCUUCCUCCUCUUCCGACGCCGGCGCAUCAUCCGCAGCGGCUCGUCCGAGAAGUCGUCCUCGUCGGGCACGUCGCGCGUGACGCGCUGGCUCAACGGAGCCUCCUGCGCACCAUCACCGCACAAGCAAUACUCGACCCCUUCGCCCCCAGAAGUUCAACAAGUUCCUUACACUUCGGUGUCGGACGAGCCCACGCCCCCGCCACAGGCACAGCGCCAUGAGAUGGCCGGGACCGAGCGGCCCAAGCCUCCUUACGAGCUCGCGACGCCCUACAACAUCGACGACCACCCGCGCCAUUCGACCGUCGUGGACUACGGGUACAAUGCGAAUUUCGGCCACACGUACUCCAACAGCAACUCGAAUACGAAUUCAAACUCGAAUUCGAACAGCGGCUCCACGGGCGAAGAAUACCGCCCCUCCCCACUGACGAGCUACAACGGAAACGCCCCGGCAACUUCCCCGCUGCGCAACAUGCGUUACCCGGCGGGAGGCAACAGCCGCUUCACCGAGGACAUAUCCACGGCGAGCGCCGAGUCGGGCAGCAGCGGCACGACCACCGCCGCAAGCGACACCACCACGCCUUGGCCACUCCCCGCGACGCAAAACACCUGGCGUCAGAAUCAGGGCCAUGGUGGUGGCCGUCCGCGCUUCGCCUUUGGCCUCGGAGGCCACCACGGCCGCGAAGGGAGCGAGAGCAGUUCCGUCCAGCCCAUCAUCGAAGAACCCGAGGGCUCGACGUCACCGAGAGAACUUGAAGCCGGCGCUGGCGGACGUGGAGGGGCUGAACACGAGAGGUUCUCCUACCAGCACACGAACGAGAGCGCGAGCAGCGGGAUAGGGACACUCCCGAGCCCGACUGGGGACGGCGGUGGCACCAUGCCCGAGGACGGAGACCAGCGAAGAAGUAUCUUCAGUGUCGUGAGUCCAGUCAGUCCGACGGCUGGCAGGAAGUUGUGA
Molecule: messenger RNA, 2684 nt
Organism: Exophiala oligosperma
Lineage: Eukaryota; Fungi; Ascomycota; Eurotiomycetes; Chaetothyriales; Herpotrichiellaceae
Exons: 2
Coding region: 171-2684 (837 amino acids)
Molecular function (GO): protein binding
Source: RefSeq, a predicted model, not a curated record